AUUUGCUUUAAGAAACUGAAGGAUUCAAGUGCUUUGUACCCAGCAAUACAGGGUAAUAUACACAUUUAAUGACAAUGAGGCAGUGUGAUCUGCACUUGGACCUUUGAUCUGCUUCUUGAAAUCUCACAUCUAAUUGAUACAGUCAAUCAUCAGGAAAAAGGCAAGCAACUGGAACCACAUACCUGCUAAACCACUUGCAUAUGUUAAAAACAACAUGAUGGACAAUAGCACACAUGUCACUGUCAAUACAACAGACUGUGAAGCGGUGGAAAUCCCUCACGAGAUUUUCUUUGCAAUAGCUAUGGUAAGUCUCACAGAGAACCUACUGGUCGUAGUUGCUGUAAUCAAGAACAAGAAUCUCCAUUCCCCCAUGUACUGUUUCAUCUGCAGCUUAUCUAUCUUCAACAUGACUGCAAGUGUGUCCAAAACCUGGGAGAACAUUAUGAUAGUUUUCUCCAAGAUGGGGCAUUUGUAUUCUAGAGGUGAACUUGCUAUGAAGAUGGAUGACGUAAUGGACGGUCUAGUUUGCAUGUCUUUCUUAGGUUCCAUUUUCAGUUUAUUAGCCAUUGCGGUCGACCGCUACAUAACUGUUUUCCAUGCACUGAGGUACCACACUAUAAUGACAAUGAAACGUGUGGCUGCCAUCCUGGCAGGGAUAUGGAUAUUUUGUGCAGCAAGUGGCGUUCUUAUGGCAAUAUUUUCCCAUUAUACAAUCAUCAUGACCUGCUUUAUUGUCCUGUUCCUCAUAUCAUUGGCAUUGAUUAUGUUCUUAUAUGUUCACAUGUUUUUGCUAGCAAGGACUCAUGCCAGAAAAAUUGCCUCUCUUCCAGGUAAUACUGAUCACCAAAAACACAACAUGAAAGGAGCAAUAACGCUGGCAAUCCUGUUUGGAGUUUUUAUUGCCUGUUGGUCCCCAUUUUUCUUUCAUCUUCUUCUUAUAAUGAUAUGUCCUUUAAACCCAUACUGUGAGUGCUACAGGUCACUCUUUCAGGUCAAUGUUAUUCUUCUUAUGUGUAACUCACUAAUUGACCCUUUUAUUUAUGCCUUUCGAAGUGUAGAAUUAAGGAGCACAUUUAGAAAAAUGUUUUGUUGCUCUGGUGAUAUAUUCUGUCAUGCCAUCCAAUGUUUGCAGUUAAAUUCAAACAUCAGACUUCAGUGAAUAAAUAUUUACAACAUUUGUUAUGAGUUUCACAGGGCCCUAUUCACAAAACUUUACUUAUUACGUUUUUAAAGACUGUUGGAUAUCUGGAUAUUGUUGGAUUGUGAUGAAAAAGAUCUAAAAAGUUUAAUGCAUGAUUUAUUUUUUUAAAUAAUUAAUUUCCGAUAUAUGGUUCAGAGGGUUUUUGAUUCCCAAUACCCAAGAUAUUUCAGCCCCACUCAGUCAGGCAGUGUUUAAUGUAGCUGGUAAAACACAUAUGACAAAAUAUUGCAUCAAGGACCAAAUACACUGCAGAUUGUUUAAAAAUGAACAUGUUUCAAUGAUGUACAUGAGUGGGCUCAAAACAAAUACAGGGAGUCAUUUAUUACGAUAUUUUGGGAAACCUGAAAAUCAGAACCCCUAUGCAUUAGAUAUUUUAUAACAUUUUCUUCACUAUUCUAGAAACACAUUAAUAUUCAAUAACAAAGGUGUGACAGAUGGUUUGGAUAGAAUGUAAAAUCUGUUUGCUGCAUUGGGCUACCUUAUUUUUGGCAGUGCCCCAAAGGAGCUGUUAAAAUGAUUUAAAAAAAACAAAAAAAAUGUUUCUUUGUGAAUCUAUAUGAUUUUGGCAUGAUCUUAAAGUGCCAGCAGACCAUUAGGAUCAUGACCUAAUUUGCAUGAUUACAGAGAUUCUGAGGUCAAGACAAAGAUGUUUCAGGAUCAGUUCAGGGCUCAGUGUGUGUAAAGGAUAGCUCAUUAUUGCUUUUAACUGUUUAAUAGUAUAUAUAGGGCAGGAUUUUCAAAAGGUUGUAAAUGAUAAAGGUUGUAAAUGUAAAGGUUGUAAACUCCAGUGUUAAUCAGGAAAUCGGUAUGUAGCAUUGCUUCUGGCAUUUUCAAGCGGUCAUUAUGUCUAUUUCAUUUAAAUAAUCGUCUUUAUGUGAUUUCUGAUUUACAAAAUAAUGUUAAUAUCUCAAUGAGCAGUGCUUUUUGCUAUUUCUUUUGUUUGAGUGGGAAUUUAAAAGGAAAUCCAUGUUAAUUAUCAUAAUUAGUAGGGCAGCAGUGUGGAGUAGUGGUUAGGGCUCUGGACUCUUGACCGGUGGGUAGUGGGUUCAAUCACCGGUGGGGACACUGCUGCUGUACCCUUGAGCAAGGUACUUUACCUAGAUUGCUCCAGUAAAAACCGAACUGUAUAAAUUGGUAAUUGUAUGUAAAAAUAAUGUGAUAUCUUGUAACAAUUGUAAGUCGCCCUAGAUAAGGGCAUCAGCUAAGAAAUAAAUAAUAAUAAUUUAUCAAGAGUUAAUUUGCACUUGGCAAAGAAGGGUUUAAAUUAACGAAAGAGUAUAACUCACCUUGAAAUAGAAAUUUAACAGAAUUGCUGUGACACCGAAGAUACAGUGUUCACUUAAAAAAUAUAUAAUGAUGUGUUACAUACAUGGUAUACAUGUAUAAUAAACCUAACAACUACAAACACAAAUGGCACUUCAAAUGUAUUUAUUUAUAGCCUACAAUCGUACAAACUAAAAAAAUACACACAAAACUAGAAGUCAAAUAAAUUCCAACCAAUAUACAUAGAUGGCUUACUGUAUUUUUUUCUUCUUUUUUAACCAAAAAAAAGAUUGCAAAAUGCACAUUAAAAGAGCUGUAUAUAAUAAGCUAUGGCAAAAUAUUACCCAGAAUGAGGAUAAAUGACUAAUGGGGUUUAAUUAUUAUUUUUUUUUUUAAAUCCGUGCCGUCUGAUUUUUACCCACACGUCAGACAAAUGUGUUGAGACAGGAAGUGAUGUACGUGACCUGCAACAUAAACUUUUUAACGAGAAAUGUGUUCAUUAACGACCUCAUCGACUCAAUUUCAAAGCAUUAACAGAUUGAUUUAAUUAACACAUUUCAUUUGAAAAUCACUUGCUACUAAAGCUCUCGUUACUAUACCACGAGUUUGAUACAAUAACACUGGUUUUUGAAAAUCCUGCCCAUAGUACUGCAAUUUCACAUCCAAAAUAUUUUAGUAUUUCACAAUUAUUUCUUAAAAAUGUGUACUUUAUAUUAUUUGCUUACUAGCAAUGUCCAUUUACACAAUAACAGGCUGACGUGACAUUUUAUUUGCGAGAAAUAUGUUAGAAACUCUCAUUCAUAGUUAUCUAAGUAUAUACUGACAGGCAGUGAAGGCCACAAAGGCUCAUGAAUAAGUCAGUUCAGGUUACCAACUAAGGUAUUACAAAUAAAUGUUUCCUUGUGUGCCUUCUGGUUUUUCUUUCCUUCAUAUAAUUUUUGCGUGCGAUGUACUAAACAGCCCUUUUUUGUGAACAACUACAGUAAUAUCACUGCAAGUUUAAGAACAGCAUAAAUUACUCCUCAUUAUACAGGAGAGAUUGGAAUUUGCAUCUCAUUAUAAAUAGAUUCGCAAUGCCUAAAACGAAGAUUUAGAACUCCAUCUGGCAAAGAUAAAUGAGUGGUAUAGUGAACAGAAAGAAGUAGUAGGCAAAUAUAAUUGGAUCGAGCUAAGGCUUCUGCAGACUCUAACCUUGAACUAUGGCACUGGCCAAAAGAAAAGGAACACAAAGACGAUAUUGACCUGCUAGUUAGUGAAGUGGAAACAAAAUCAAGAAAUAUUAGUUAAUACUUUGCAGGGCCAAGAAACAUUAAGAAACAUGGAAAGAAAUAACUAACAAAAUAAAUUCAUGACCUUGGGAGGAUUACAAAAAGAAAGCAGCUGAUAAAUAAAAAAAACAAACAGGACCAACUGAAUGUGAUGUGUUAAACAUAGCGCAGACCCUGGGCACAGCGAAAACAAAACAAAACAUAGAUCUAAAAGAAAGGGUCCCCAGAAAUGGAAAGCAUAAACAAAACUAAGCUUGUUUCUAUAUAUGGAAGUUUACCAUGGUACAUUUGCACGGUAAUUCUGCAGUUUACCAUGUUUGUACUCGUCUGCACCCUAACCAUGCUUCCCUAUGCUUUCAGCGCUUUAAUUUAAGAAUAUAGCAGAAAACUUUUAUUUUAGUCUAUGUAUAUUUUAGUUGUGUAAAGUAAAAAAAGUACAGUACAUACAGUAGGCUACACAAGUAAAUACUUUUCAUUGUAUUUCAGUUGUCUAUGCACUAUGUAAUUACUGAGAAGAAAAGAU
Messenger RNA from Acipenser ruthenus (sterlet), 4255 nucleotides. RefSeq names its product adrenocorticotropic hormone receptor. NCBI's taxonomy places the organism in Eukaryota, Metazoa, Chordata, Actinopteri, Acipenseriformes, Acipenseridae. Gene Ontology annotation, biological process: G protein-coupled receptor signaling pathway. The record is from RefSeq and is a predicted model, not a curated record. The transcript has 2 exons. Gene Ontology annotation, cellular component: membrane. Gene Ontology annotation, molecular function: corticotropin receptor activity. Bases 215 to 1159 code for a protein of 314 amino acids.